AUGCUAUCAAGACUUACUCGGUCACUGAACGUGAGGUCCCCUGUUCGAUGGUAUCUCAGAUUCAACUCAACUACCACCCUAUCCGCAACCAAAUCCCCUACUGGUGUAGUAUUCAUGAACAUGGGUGGCCCGUCUAAAACAGAAGAAACUCAUGACUUUUUGCUUAGACUAUUCCAAGAUGGCGAUUUAAUACCGUUUGGGAUUUUCCAAAAACCUUUGGCUCAAUUCAUAGCAAAGAGGCGUACACCAAAAAUAGAAAAACAUUAUGAAGAAAUUGGUGGAGGAUCUCCAAUCCGUAAGUGGUCAGAAUAUCAGUGUACAAAAGUAUGUGAGAUUUUGGAUAAAACAAACCCCGAUACGGCACCUCACAAGCCGUAUGUCGCAUUCAGAUACGCAAGACCCUUAACAGAAGAAACUUUGGAGGAAAUGAAAAAGGAUGGCGUUAAGCGUGCAGUCGCCUUCUCACAGUACCCACAAUUUUCCUAUUCAACAACAGGGUCAUCGAUUAAUGAACUUUAUAGGCAGACGCUAAAAAUUGAUCCGGAACGCAGUAUUGAUUGGUCAAUUAUAGAUAGGUGGCCCCAACAACCAGGCUUGGUGCAGGCCUUUGCAAACAACAUCAAAGAAAAGUUGGCUGAGUUUCCUUCAGAGGUAAGAGACGAAAUUGUCAUUCUUUUUUCAGCCCACUCGUUGCCUAUGGAAAUUGUCAACUUGGGUGACUCAUACCCAGCUGAAGUGGCAGCUACUGUGUAUAAGGUAAUGGAGAAGUUGAACUUUUCUAACCCGUAUCGUUUGGUUUGGCAGUCGCAAGUGGGUCCGAAGCCAUGGUUAGGUGGACAAACUGCCAAGAUUAUUGACAGGUUGGAGAAAAGAAACGAUAUAAAAGGUAUUGUGUUGGUACCCAUUGCCUUCACCUCGGAUCACAUCGAAACUCUCCAUGAGUUAGACAUAGAGAUUAUGGAAGAUGCUGAAAAUCCUGAAAAAAUCAAAAGAGCGGAAUCUAUGAAUGGAAAUGAGAUCUUUAUUGAAGGCUUGGCUGAUCUUGUGAAGGAACACUUACAGAGCGGAAAAAAGUACUCCAAACAGUUAGAGUUGGAUUGCAUUUUGGGUGGCGAAAAGGCAUCAGGCACUUUUAAACACCCAAGUGAGUUAUUUAGACUGUAA
Lodderomyces margitis is the source of this 1164-nucleotide messenger RNA. It is a transcript of the gene HEM15, whose product is annotated as ferrochelatase. The record is from RefSeq and is a predicted model, not a curated record. Gene Ontology annotation, biological process: heme biosynthetic process. The transcript has a single exon. NCBI's taxonomy places the organism in Eukaryota, Fungi, Ascomycota, Pichiomycetes, Serinales, Debaryomycetaceae. The coding region runs from base 1 to 1164 and encodes 387 amino acids. Gene Ontology annotation, molecular function: protoporphyrin ferrochelatase activity.